AUGGAUACUGUUGGAAUAUUGGUAUGCUACAAUGGAAGUUGGGUUAAGAAGGAUAACAUUGAGAGUUACGAAGGUGGGGAGGCUAAAGGCAUAAUAGUGUCACGGAAUGUAACGUUUUCCGACCUUGUUCAGCGCAUUUAUAAGAUCAUGGAUGCAGAUCCCACGAAAUAUAUUGUCACACUGAAAUAUUCAGUUCCUGUAUCCUCAUCUGUCUGUAAGCAUAUAAGGGUUGAAGACAAUGAUGAUGUUAAAUAUUUUGUAAAGUACAACACAGAUGUUAUGGCCUCUAAAGUAACCCCUUUAGUAGCAAGCUUGAAAAAUAUUGAAGGUCAUGGUAUUGAAGGGUGCAAUGGCAUUGUAAGCGUUGAGAGUAGCAAUGCUCCUGCUGACUUUGUUGUGGAACAAAGAAAUGUGGUAAUUCGGGACAAUGAAACUGAAAAUGGUGGGAAUGAUUUUAAUUGGAGUGAUUGGGUUGAAGAAGUGAAUUUUGAAAGUGGUGAAAACAUAGUUGCUGAUUUCAAUGAACCUAGCAACGAAGAGGAACCGCAGUCUGCUCCGAUUCUGCAUCCUCAUGAGGACAGCAAUGUCGAACCGUCCACUGUGCAGUGUAGACAGGUGCAAUCCGAACCUCCCCGACAAUCAAGUUCGACUGAAAUGCAUACAAGUCGGGGUGAUUUGAAGCAUGGUCAGAGUUUGGAAUAUAUUCAGUAUGGUGGAGGCGUUUCGUGCAUAAAUUGGGAAGCAAAUUUGAAGGUUGGCCGAGUUUAUCCAAAUAAGAUUGCCCUUUUAAAAACCAUCAGUUUAGCAGCUAUUACAGGCCACUUUCGAUUGAGAACUGUCCAAUCUGGGAAGCAUCGGUUGUGUGUUCGCUGUUGGCAGCUUCCUUGCCCUUGGAAAGUUCGGGCAUAUAAAGUUGGAUUACAUGAGUUUAAGGUUGUUAAAUACGAUCCACUUCAUGAAUGUGAUAUAACGUAUAUAAGUAGUCAUCAUCCUCAAGCUACGACUGAACUGCUGUCUGACUGUGUUAAGUGGAGAUUUCAGGAUUCGCGCAGCAUUUAUACAGCAGCUGAUAUCAAGAAAGAUGUGAAACAAAAUUUCGGUGUGAGCAUAAGCUACUCUACAGCGUGGAGAAGCCGAGAGUUAGCUUUCAAAAGAAUUAGAGGGUCUGCAGAAGAGUCGUAUUCCCUUCUCCCUUCCUAUUGUUAUGAAUUGGAGCGUACAAAUCCGGGAACUUUGACAUACAUUGAGACUGAUGCAGCUGAUCACUUCUUAUAUUUUUUUAUGGCAAUUGGUGCAUGCAUACGAGGAUUUAAGUCGUCAAUGCGGCCCGUGAUUGCUGUUGAUGCUACUCAUUUGAAGUGCAAGUAUAGAGGUGUUUUGUUUGUUGCGACCGCAUUUGAUGGAAAUCGGAACAUAUAUCCUAUUGCCUUUGGGAUUGGAGAUUUGGAGACGGAUGCAGCUUGGGAGUGGUUUUUGAGAAAACUACAUUGUGCAAUUGGUGAUUGCUCGAAUCUCGUUGUCAUAUCAGAUCGCAAUGUUAGCAUACAAAAUGGGUUGCGUAGAGUUUUUCCUGGGGCAAGCCAUGGUAUUUGCUUUUAUCACUUGAAAGGCAAUAUCAAAGCCUCAUUUAAGUUGAAGCAGCGGGAUCCGAUAUUGGGGUAUUUUGUAAGGGCAGCUAAGUCUUAUCGUCUAGCGGAGUUCAAUCGUCACUUUUCCAGGAUAAACAAUGACCGAGUGCGAACUUAUUUACUACGUGCAGGCAUCCAGAAGUGGUCUCGGGCCCAUUGUGAUGGACGACGAUAUAAUGUGAUGACAACGAAUAUUGUGGAGUCCAUUAAUUCAGUUCUUCGGUUUGCAAGGAUGCUUCCGGUGCUACACUUGAUUGACGAAAUUACAAAUCUACUUGUCUGUUGGUUUAGGCAACGUCGAGAGUUAGCAAUGAAAUCUCAUUCUACGUUGUGCCCUGAUUUAGGGGAAAUUAAGUUAAGGAAGAGGUUAGACGCUGCGUCAAGGAUGAAUGUGGUCAAAAUCAAUGACGUCGAGUAUAAUGUUCUGGAUGGUGAUUUGAACGGUCUGGUGCACUUGCAAAACCGUAGUUGUACAUGCAGGAAGUUUGACUUGGAGCAACUCCCGUGCAAGCACGCUAUUGCGGUAUGUCGGCACUUGAAAUUGAACCCCUACUCCUUUGCCUCUUCUUAUUAUACACGAGCUACAUGGGCAGCUGCAUAUGCUGAAUCUAUUUAUCCUGUACCACCUGAAGGCACAUGGGUUAUUCCCCAAAAUGUGAAGAAGGUCAAAAUCCUCCCUCCUCUUUGUAAUGUUAUGCCGGGCCGUCGCAAAACGCAAAGAAUAGCUUCGAGAGGAGAGGAGUCCCGUCAAAAAAAAUGCUCAAGGUGUGGUGUGAAGGGCCACUACCGAAGUACAUGCAAACAAUCUGUCCCUCUCACCAACAAGCAGCACGUUGCGUAG
Prunus armeniaca (apricot) is the source of this 2469-nucleotide messenger RNA. The record is from the annotation of a GenBank genome assembly. Lineage: Eukaryota; Viridiplantae; Streptophyta; Magnoliopsida; Rosales; Rosaceae.